GAGUCGAGUCGAGUGAGGUGGUGGUACCGCGGGCCGGGCCUCGCCGCGGCCUGCGCCCACCCCCUCUAUUAGAUGGACCAGUCAUCUCCAACCUACAUGCUUGCCAACCUAACCCACUUGCACUCCGAGCAGCUCCUGCAAGGCUUGAACCUGCUGCGCCAGCACCGCGAGCUCUGUGACAUCAUCCUGCGGGUCGGCGAUGUCAAGAUCCAGGCCCACAAGGUGGUGCUGGCCAGCAUCAGCCCCUACUUCAAAGCCAUGUUCACCGGCAACCUCUCCGAGAAGGAGAACUCCGAGGUGGAGUUCCAGUGCAUCGACGAGGCGGCCUUGCAGGCCAUCGUGGAGUAUGCCUACACGGGGACCGUCUUUAUCUCCCAGGACACUGUAGAGUCGCUUCUGCCAGCCGCAAACCUCCUGCAGAUCAAGCUGGUGGUGAAGGAAUGUUGUGACUUUCUGGAAAGCCAGCUCGAUCCCGGCAACUGCAUCGGGAUUUCGCGUUUCGCCGAGACCUACGGCUGCCACGACCUCUACCUGGCUGCCAACAAGUACAUCUGUCAGAACUUUGAGGAGGUCUGUCAGACAGAAGAGUUUUUUGAGCUCACCCAUUCUGAGUUGGAUGAAAUUGUCUCCAACGACUGCUUGAACGUGGUGACGGAGGAGACCGUGUUCUACGCGCUGGAGUCCUGGAUCAAAUACGACGUGCAGGAGAGGCAGAAGUACCUGGCCCAGCUGCUGCACUGUGUCCGCCUGCCCCUGCUCAGCGUCAAGUUCCUCACCAGGCUGUAUGAAGCAAACCAUCUCAUUCGUGAUGACCACACUUGCAAACACCUCCUGAAUGAGGCCCUCAAGUACCACUUCAUGCCUGAGCACAGACUCUCCCACCAGACCAUGCUGAUGACGCGGCCUCGCUGCGCUCCCAAAGUUCUCUGUGCCGUGGGAGGAAAAGCAGGGCUCUUCGCGUGCUUGGAAAGUGUGGAAAUGUACUUUCCCCAGAACGACUCCUGGAUAGGCCUGGCUCCUCUCAGCAUCCCUCGCUACGAGUUUGGGAUCUGUGUCCUUGACCAGAAGCUCUAUGUGGUGGGAGGGAUUGCAACCCAUGUGUGCCAAGGCAUCAGCUACCGCAAGCAUGAGAACUCAGUGGAGUGCUGGGACCCUGACACCAACACUUGGACCUCCCUGGAGAGGAUGGUGGAGAGCCGGAGCACGCUGGGAGUGGUGGUUCUGGCAGGAGAGCUCUAUGCCUUGGGCGGCUAUGACGGGCAGUCCUACCUGAGAACUGUGGAGAAAUACAUCCCCAAAGUGAAGGAGUGGCAGGUGGUGGCUCCCAUGAACAAAACCAGAAGUUGCUUUGCUGCAGCUGUCUUGGAUGGGAUGAUCUAUGCCAUUGGUGGCUAUGGUCCUGCCCACAUGAACAGCAUGGAGCGCUAUGACCCCAGCAAGAACUCCUGGGAGCCGGUGGCUUCGAUGGCCGACAAGCGAAUAAACUUUGGUGUCGGUGUCAUGCUGGGCUUCAUCUUUGUAGUAGGUGGACACAAUGGUGUGUCUCACUUGUCCAGCAUCGAGAGAUAUGACCCUCAUCAGAACCAAUGGACUGUGUGUCGACCCAUGAAGGAGCCCAGAACAGGUGUUGGUGCAGCUGUCAUUGACAACUACCUGUAUGUGGUUGGAGGCCAUUCAGGCUCAUCCUACCUGAACACUGUCCAGAAGUAUGACCCCAUCUCAGACACCUGGCUGGACUCUGCUGGGAUGAUGUACUGUCGAUGCAACUUUGGCUUGACUGCACUUUGAUGGCAAGCAGGGCUUUGGUGGACCUGACACAAAGGUGGAGCUUAAGUCUGCUUGGAAAUAAAUCCUGCUGGUGGAGCCCACGAGCUGCGUUUUGUGAAGCUGGAGGAACGUGGUGAAGUUGGGGCUGAAAUGAAGAAGAAUUUGGUUUCUUCAGGGAUGGAGGGAAUGGAAAGCUUAUUCCCAGCUGGGUUUAGGUAGCAUCCUGUUAAAGGGGGAGGUGAACUUGAGAGAGUACUGGGAUAAUAUCUAACCCCUUCACCUUCUAGAGGUCUUCUCUCUUCCUCCUGCCUCCUCCGAACCGUGAAGUUUCCCAUGCUUGGGGCGCAUGGAUGCGUGGUGUGACUGGAGAGCUUGCUGAGACUUGGCUGGUUGUGUCUUGAUGUGUAGAAGACACCAGUGCUUCAUCAUUUUGUGUUAUUUUUUUAAUGAACAGUAACUAAAGGGCUGCCUUGUUUCUGUCUCUCAAGGCUUGUAAAUAAUAAACACCAUGGCUUGUUGCCUGCACGCUCUCCUUUGGUACCUGCUCGCUGGUCGGAGGGCUGGGAUGAUAAUUAGUAACUAUUUAAAUUGAUUUACAAGGCAAAUUUGUUGCCUCUUCAUGAAUUUUCCUUUUUUAUUUGGUGAGGAGAAGUCACAUUUCGAACACCCUUGGUGUUUCCUGUGUGGUGGAGUCACCAUUUCAGGAGGUGUUCAAGAAACGUGGGCAUGGCACUUCGGGACAUGGUCUUGUGGCCAUGGUCGUCUUAGGUUGAUGGUUGGACUCAAAUGAUCUUAGAGAUCUUUUCCAACCCCUAGGAUUCUUUUGGUGGAUGAGUGCUAAAUGACUUCAUCUUCCUCCUGCGCUGUGGGUUGUCAGUUGUAACACAGGACAAAAUGACAUCAGGAGGCACCACAGCAGCAUAAAAUUGACACUCCAGGGAAAAAAUCCAUCCCAACCCUCUCCCAACCCUGCUUGUGUCCAUACUCCUUUCUUCAGAGAAUGAAUUGUUUCAUUAGCAUGUUCAGGUCUCCAAAUGGUGCUACAUGUAGGACUUGAUGGGAAGGCUGGUACAGGUUUUGGUGCAGUUUGCAUAGAGCAUGAUUUGGUUGUCCCAGUUCUCUGCUUGAUACACCCGUGCCUGUGGAAGCUGUUAAGAACAACAGGGUGUGCUGAGCUCCAGAGCUGUGACAUCAUUUUCUGUUCCAGAAUAUCUAUGUUCUUUUGUUCAUCUUUUCACAAAGACAUAAAUAGGGAGAGAAUGGUGAGAUCCCUUCCUGGCUUCUUCAGCCUUGAAGCUGCAGUGGCUGCCAAGUGUGGAGCAGAGUCACUCAUCCCCAGUGUGAAACAGAGUAGAGGAUUCUGCUUCCUGCCAGUAACCAGAAUCUCAAGAGAGAGCUCUGGGGUAAUCCUGAAAUUAGUGACUGUCUGGGCAGAUAAAUUUAUUUAUCAUCUUUAAAAGAGAUGAGUGAAUAGAUACAAGUUGUAGCUGAUUCAGGAUGGUUUGAUUUGGCUUUUAACUAGGAAUCACCAUCAGCUUGGAUUUCUUUUUUGAUGUCUACAUCUGUUUCCAGGUACUGAAGAACCUUUCUGCCUCCAGAGUUGGUUUUCCCUUAAGAUGUUAAAUUGCUGAUUGGUUCUCCAUGUUUGACCAUGUUCAAUCCCUGUUUCUUUCCCCUUGUUAAAUCCCUUUGUGUUUCCCCUCAUGUUGACAUGUUAAAUCCCUGGGGGUUUCCCCUGUUUUUACAUGUUAAAUUCCUUGGUUUUCACCCCCAUAGAAUAUUCUUUUUGAAGGUGCAAUAACAGAUGAAAUAGUUGCUCUAAAAGCCAUUUCUUCACAAGGAUGCUGAGCAGAGGGAUUGGGCUGUACCUGGUUUAUUCCAACCAGGCAAGCAGUGGGCUUCUGUCUUCUUCCAUAUGCUGAUUCUGAACAGGCCAGGAAAUGAGGCUGUUUUACCAGCAAACAUUAUUCCUGGAGAAAUAUUUGCACAGAUGGUAAAAUCCUGCCCUUACUCUUCACAUCUGGUAGAAUGAAGCAGGACUUUCAAAGCAAAGCAAAUGAAUGUCAGCCUUUUCCCUGGAGUUUGGCCCACUCUGGAACCCAGUUUGAUAGCAAUAAGCCUAAUUUAAGGAUUUCAGUAACUCUUUGGUAGGACAUGAGCAGCUCUGUGUGUGUGUGGCCUGUUUGUGUGUGGCGAGGAGAAGGAUGGGGAGCAGGUUAGUGUUGCAGGAUUGAGGGAGGUGUUUCAGCUUGUUGCCUUCAAACACACUGGCUCACAUGUGCUGCUUGGCUUUUCAGUUUUUCACAGGUUGCUCAUCAUGUUUGCCAACAGACACCAGAGAUAAAGGCACUUGACAGAGAAAGAGUGAGGAAAAAAUGCCCAGCAAUUCCUUACUGAAGAGGAGUUGAUGCUUUCUGUUGGCUGGAACCAUAUGCUUCAUAAGAAUGGUUUGGGUUGGAAGGAACCUUAAAGAUCAUCUAGUUGUUAUAUUCAUAGAAUAGUUUGGGUUGUAAGGGACCUUAAAGACCAUCCAGUCCCAAACACCCUGCCCCAUGCAGGGAUGUCUCUUACUAGUCCAGGUCACUCA
This is a messenger RNA of Dryobates pubescens (Downy woodpecker), 4354 nucleotides long. RefSeq names its product kelch like family member 28 (gene KLHL28). The record is from RefSeq and is a predicted model, not a curated record. Gene Ontology annotation, molecular function: protein binding. The transcript is spliced from 5 exons. Bases 73 to 1788 code for a protein of 571 amino acids. NCBI's taxonomy places the organism in Eukaryota, Metazoa, Chordata, Aves, Piciformes, Picidae.